Molecule: messenger RNA, 2512 nt
Organism: Tripterygium wilfordii
Lineage: Eukaryota; Viridiplantae; Streptophyta; Magnoliopsida; Celastrales; Celastraceae
Exons: 3
Coding region: 195-2186 (663 amino acids)
Source: RefSeq, a predicted model, not a curated record
GAGCACCCUCUGUACUGAUGAAUAUCCCGACAGUAGUAGUACUAGAAGUAGGCGCAACGCAACUCCAUCAUCAUCAAAAAGCUAUCGAAUCCCCUUUCUAGGGUUUUCUUUUGUUUCAAAUUAUCUCUCUGUUUUAUGGCUGGUGGUGUGUCACAGAUAGCGGAGAUCUGAACUCACAAAAGGAACAGAGCAAAAUGCCGAGGCAAAACCGAACCAUGGAGGAGCUGCUCCCCGGGAAAAUCAGAAAACGAGGCUGUUCAUCGCCGGCAUCGUCUUCUUCUUCGAUUGUCCAGAACUACAGAUUCAAGAGAGCGAUACUGGUGGGGAAGAGGGGCGGAUCCACUACGCCAGUGCCUACGUGGAGACUGAUUGGGGCAAGGACUCCUUCGUCUGCAUUGCGGGCCAUGGAGUCGCCAAAGUACGCGCCGUCUCUGUCAGGCAGUGCGAAGAUGAAGCAGGCGCCGGUUUCGGCGAGGAAGCUGGCGGCGACUCUGUGGGAGAUGAACGGGAUGCCUCGUGAAGACUCCGAGGACAGGAGGUCAAGGAGAGAGGCUAGAGCUAGAGCCAGAGAGAGAAGCGGCGGCCGGUCUGUUCGUUCAGGCUCUCUGCCUCAGCAUUUGUCGGAUCCCUCUCACAGUCCCGUUUCUGAGAGGAUGGACCGAUCUGGAGCUGGUGGUCGCCAGAGAAGAGUGUCAUCUAUUUCUGACAGGCUUAGGCUUACUGAUCACAGUGUUGGAGCACCGGAUUCUGUUAGCAACGCAAGUUUAAUGGAGAUUGAGAGUAGAUCUAGAGCCCAGACUCCUACAGGAUCUACUAUUGGAGUUAAGUCUCGUUUGAAGGAUGCGAGUAGCGCUUUGAUAACUUCUAAAGAGCUACUCAAGAUUAUCAACCGCAUGUGGGGUCAUGAAGAUCGGCCUUCGUCAAGCAUGCCCCUUAUCUCAACUUUAUAUGCUGAGCUUGAGAGGGCUCGGCUUCUGAUCAAUCAGCUUAUCCAAGAACAGCGCUCUGACCACAAUGAGAUCAACUAUCUGAUGAAGCGUUUUGCUGAAGAAAAGGCGGCAUGGAAAAACAGAGAACAGGAAGUGGUUGAAGCUGCAAUCGAGUCUAUCACUGGAGAACUGGAUGUAGAGAGGAAGCUGAGGAGACGGUUUGAAAGCUUGAAUAAAAAGCUUGGGAAGGAACUUGCUGAGACAAAGUCAUAUCUUUUGAAGGCAGUGAAAGAGCUUGAAAAUGAGAAGCGAGCAAGAGUAGUAAUGGAGCAAGUUUAUGAUGGAUUAGCCGGAGAUAUUGGUGAUGAGAAAGCUGAAGUGCAAGAAGUGAAGAGAGAUUCUGCAAAAGUUUGCAAAGAGGUUCAGAAGGAAAGGGAGAUGAUGCAGUUAGCUGAUUUGUUGCGUGAGGAGAGAGCUCAAAUGCAACUCUCAGAAGCUAAAUGUCAACUUGAGGAGAAAAAUACUGUAGUUGAUAAACUGAGAAGUCAACUUGAAGAUUUUCUAGGAACCAAAAGAACGAAGGAAAAAGGACGCGGUUCUAUAUAUCAUCUAAAUGAUGAAGAUGUUGCAGCUUAUUUGAGUAAAGUCCGAUCCGGUAACCAUCAAAAAGAAGUUUACGAGGAGGAUGAAGGAGAAGUAGAUGAUGGGGUGGAGUGUGGAGAAGGUUCUACUGAAAGUGAUCUACAUUCCAUAGAAUUAAACAUGGAAAACAACAACAAGAGUUACAAGUGGAAUUACCCUCUGAAUACUGAUCUUGAUGUAAGAAAAGCUCUAGUUGAUGAAGAAGAACUCACGGGGAGGAGGUCUGUUUCUGGAAAAGGGCCAAGGAAAAGCACGUCUCUGCAGAGAAGUGCAUCAGAUGGCGUCGAAUGGGGCAUCCAAACUGAAAGGGUCCAAAGUCCCGGAGAUGCAAUAGAUUGGGGGAGAUUUACUGAAAUGGAGAAGCAAGCUCAGGUUAAAGGUUAUGGCGAUGAUGUUAACGGGUACAAAUCAGCAAGGGGUCUCAGAGAACACAUUUUGUCGGGCAAUAUAAUUGGUUCUGCUGGAGUUUAUGCUAGUCCAGUGCGGCAACGUGGACAGGCGUUGCCUGCACGAGAAUAUGGAACCGCGGCUCAGGAGAGGCCUCCUACAGCGCCUGGAACUGUGUUCAAGUCAAGGCUAGGUGAAGGCCAGAAUGCAAGAAGGUCCAGAUGGUGAAAAAAUCUCAAAUGUGUUGAUACACACUUUGUUCCAUCAUCCUAGAGUAACUGACUUGUUAUGGAGAAUUAUAGGCACCGGCAGCAUUAUUGAGAGGUAAUAUGGAUACUAGCCCGGUGCCAAACUAUUUAGACUGUGAGAUGUUAUCUCUUGUGUAUAAUGCUUUUGCUGCUUUCAACUUAAGCUGCCUUAGUUGCAGUAAUCGCUGCUCGCUAAUAGGAACUGGUGUUGAGGAAUCCAUGUAAAAAAAAGUGCUAAACAGGCACUAUGCUAGAUUUAUUAAUGUGUGCAGGGCAUGAUUCUGGAGUCUUGACAUCUUUGAGAAA